AUGACUUCAUUAUUAAGUUUUAAAGAACGUGACUAUGUUCCAGAAAGGCUUGUUACUAUGUCGGAAAUUAAGGAAGAACUGACAAGAAUGAAUAGUGACAUUAGCGAUUUCGCGGGAACAUUGACACCACCACCACUUGAUAAAAAAACUUUUAGUAUAGUAAUUCAAAAAGGACAAAAGGCAGUAACUAAAGACACUACGGAUUCCUCUGUUCACACCCCUACUGAUGAAUCUAUCAUAACUGAUCAUAUGAAAAAUGAGGAGGCUAAACUUAUCAACGAAAGUGAAAGAGAAAAUCUUAAAAUUUUGAAGGAAAAGGCAGUGGCUGAUUAUGACGCACUCGUUGAUAAGCAAAGAGUUCAACGUCUGAAAUUCUUAUUAGAAAAAUCAUCGCUUUAUGCACAAUUCUUAGCCAAUAAAAUGGAACGGCAACAAGAAGAACAACGUGAGCGUACUCAAGCUGAAGAAGGAAGACGCGCUAACGCGAGAGAAAAAGAAGAUAGAAUACAAGCUGGCCCAACGCGUCGAUCAUCAAGGAUUAGUGCGAAAAUUGCAGAUGCCGAAUCUACAGAAUCAUCUGUUAAGCUGGCUACAAAAAAGAAAAGCAAUGCUGGAAGGAAGAGAAAAGCUAAUGACGCUAACUAUAACUUAUCAGAUUAUUUGGAAAAUAAAGAGCUCCCAAAGCGUCGUAAGAGUUCUGACUCUUUGACAGCUCCUGUAGACACUUCAUCCCAAGCAGACUUGGUCGAUACUGAAGAUGACGGGCCCAUAACAACCGUUAAAGACGACGAUUCAAAACCAAAAUCUGUCAUAUCUGCUCGUCAACCACGAUUGGUUACUGGUGGUGUCCUUCGUGAAUAUCAGCUAACUGGUGUUGAAUGGCUUGUUAGUUUGUAUGAUAAUGGAUUGAAUGGGAUCUUGGCCGAUGAAAUGGGCUUGGGCAAGACACUGCAAACUAUUGCUUUUUUGGCUUAUUUAUGGGAACGUAAAAUUUAUGGUCCAUUCUUAAUUGUCGCUCCACUUUCAACACUAGCAAAUUGGAUCAGUGAAAUUCAUAGGUUUACACCAACAAUACCUUGUGUGUUAUACCAUGGUACACCUGAACAAAGGGCACAUAUUAGAAGCAGGAAGCUAAAAAAGCUGGAUCAUACUUUUCCAAUCGUGGUCACAAGCUAUGAAAUUGCGAUGAAUGAUCGCAAGUACCUUCAGAAAUUCGCCUGGAAGUAUAUUGUUGUCGAUGAAGGACACAGAAUCAAGAAUUUAAAUUGUAAACUUAUCCGAGAACUUAAGACUUAUCAAUCUGCGAAUCGUUUACUUCUAACGGGAACACCAUUACAAAACAAUCUCGCAGAGUUAUGGAGCCUUUUAAAUUUUCUUUUACCUGAUAUAUUUGACGAUUUAGAUAGUUUUCAAGACUGGUUUGACUUUUCUGCUCUUCAUGAGCAAGAUGGGGAAACUCAGAUCCUGGCAAAAGAACAGUCAAACGAAGUCAUAAGUAAUUUGCACAAAAUCCUAAAACCCUUCUUGUUACGACGUAUAAAAAGUGAUGUUGAAUAUGAUCUACCUAAAAAGAAAGAAUAUCUGUUGUAUGCUCCAUUGACAUUGCAACAGAAAGAAUUAUACGAUGCUAUUUUGAGCAGAAACAUUCGUUCUUUUCUGCUAGCAAGAAAAAUGGGAACAAUACAUGAACAGGAUUCUACCGAUAUGGAAAUUGAUGAAUCAGAACAAAAUAAGUCUAAUCCUGAAGAAGUAAAUGAUUGUACAAAUGAAGAACAGACCGAAGAUCGUAAACAGUCAUUACGUACUUUACCACGAAAGACAUACAAAGAGAUCACAGACCUUGAAUUCUUUGAUUCUUUGGAGAUGGAAGAAUCAGAACCUGAAGUGGAUGAAGAGGAAGCAUUGAAAAAUUCCAUUAAAACUGAGUUGGACAUUAAGACUCGAAAAGCCGUCAAAUCGAUUAAUUCAAUGAGACUUCAGAAUGUGGUUAUGCAAUUACGUAAAAUUUGUAACCAUCCAUACCUUUUCGAUUGGCCUGUUGAUAAGGAAACGGAGUUGCCGAAAGUCACCGAAGAAUUGGCAGCAGCAUCUGGAAAGAUGAUCUUGUUAGAAUGUUUGCUUGAAUCCUUAUUUGAACGUGGUCAUAAAGUGCUUAUUUUUUCACAAUUCACUACUAUGCUUGAUAUAAUUGAUGAUUGGGCUACUAUGUUCAAGGGUUGGAAAGUAUGUAGAAUCGAUGGUAAAAUAGGCCAAGAAGAUAGACGACAACAGAUUCACGACUUUAACACAAAUCCAGAGAUACGGCUUUUCAUUUUGUCUACUCGUGCUGGUGGAUUGGGUAUGGUGUUAAUAGUUGCAGAAAGUAUUAAUUUGACGGCAGCAGAUACUGUUAUAAUUUAUGAUAGUGAUUGGAAUCCGCAAAUGGAUCUACAAGCGCAAGAUCGAGUUCACCGUAUCGGUCAAACGAAACCUGUUAUAAUUUAUCGGUUGGUUACUGCAAAUACAGUCGAAGGUAAGAUCUUGGAGAAGGCGACUGCCAAGCGAAAAUUAGAAAAAUUGGUGAUUCACAAGGGCAAGUUCAAGUUGCCCGCAUCACGUGACCUUCCAAUAGCAAACUUGGCGGAAUUGGCUGAAAUAUUAAUGGCUGAUGAUAGUGAAAAGUUUCAAUUGGCUCAGCAUGGAGACGCUGUAAUUCCAGAAUCCGAUUUAGUGCGAUUGAUGGAUCGAAGUGAUACUGCUUUCGAAAAAGUUGGUACUGCGGAGGCGCAAGAAGAAAAGGGUGUUAUGUUCAAAGUAAUUUCUGAAGUUAGAGACACAAACAAUGAUGCACUCGCACAAAUCAGUAAAAGUCCGGUAUAG
Molecule: messenger RNA, 2859 nt
Organism: Cetraspora pellucida
Lineage: Eukaryota; Fungi; Glomeromycota; Glomeromycetes; Diversisporales; Gigasporaceae
Source: the annotation of a GenBank genome assembly